Messenger RNA from Penicillium macrosclerotiorum, 1734 nucleotides. RefSeq names its product sulfatase family protein. Gene Ontology annotation, molecular function: arylsulfatase activity; glycosaminoglycan binding; N-acetylglucosamine-6-sulfatase activity. The record is from RefSeq and is a predicted model, not a curated record. The coding region runs from base 1 to 1734 and encodes 577 amino acids. The transcript has 4 exons. NCBI's taxonomy places the organism in Eukaryota, Fungi, Ascomycota, Eurotiomycetes, Eurotiales, Aspergillaceae. Gene Ontology annotation, biological process: phenol-containing compound metabolic process.
AUGAAUAUCUUUCGGUUGCUGCUGCUAGCCACAGUAGCUGUGGCCAAGAGGCCCAAUAUUCUCUUCAUUCUGACAGAUGAUCAGGGAAAACAUGUGGGAGGAUUAGAGCACAUGCCUAAACUGCAGGAACUACUCAUCCAGAAAGGAACAACGUAUUCAAAACAUUAUUGCUCUGUUGCGCUGUGCUGCCCUUCACGCGCGAAUCUUUGGACUGGACGCAUGCCACACAACACCAAUGUCACCGAUGUCUCGCUCCCCUAUGGAGGAUACCCAAAGGUCGUGUCAGCUGGAUGGAAUGACAAUUACUUGCCACUCUGGAUGCAAGAUGCAGGCUAUAGCACCUACUAUGUUGGCAAGCUCUGGAAUAGUCAUACUGAGGACAAUUACAAUAAGCCAUACGCCCGUGGUUUCAAUGGAUCAGACUUCUUGUUAGAUCCCUACACAUACCGCUAUUGGUAUGCACGGAUGACUCGAAAUGGAGGUUCACCAGUUAAAUACGACGGUAAAUACUCCACCGAUGUCAUAUCUGAGAAGGCAGCUGGGUUCUUGGAUGAAGCACUGGAGCAGAAUCACCCAUGGAUGCUAACCGUCGCGCCGAACGCGCCACAUGCAAAUGGCUCGCAUGACUCGACUCGCAACGCAAACUGGUUCGGUGAGCCAGAAUUUGCACCACGCCAUGCCGACCUAUUCAAGGAACUUCAGGCCCCCCGGGACGAAAGCUUCAACAAAUUGAUUGAAGGGGCGGUUAGCUGGGUCGAGAAUAUUCCGGAAUUAAACCAGACCGUCAUUGACUAUAUUGACGAGUUUCAACGCUGUCGUCUGCGGGCCCUGCAAGCCGUGGAUGAUCUAGUUGGCAAUCUUGUCGCAAAACUCGAGAAAGCUGGGGAACUUGAUAACACUUAUAUCUUUUUCUCAACGGACAACGGGUAUCAUUUGGGUCAGCAUCGCAUGCAACCUGGCAAGAACUGUGGCUAUGAAACCGAUAUCAAUGUUCCUCUUAUCGUAAGGGGACCGGGUAUUCCAGAGAAUCAGACAUUCGACGCAGUUACCAGCCAUACCGAUCUCGCUCCGACAUUCUUGUCCAUUGCCAAUUCUACACGAGAGGGGCUUGAUGGAAAGGCUAUUCCAUUCACCCUCGAAGCUAGUACAUCUGACGAUAGGACGGAGCACGUCGCCAUCGAAUACUGGGGACUAGCCGUACCUGAAGGGAUCUAUGGAUACGCCAGUGACAAGACAAAUGAGAUCGGCAACUCUUACAACAAUAAUACCUACAAGGGAAUUCGAUUGGUUUCCGAUGGCUAUAGCUUAUAUUAUGCAGUGUGGUGCACAAAUGAGGUUGAAUACUAUAAUUUGAAGGAUGAUCCUCACCAGACAGUCAAUCUAGCCGCUCACCCGAAUCAGUAUUCUCAUUAUAAGAUUGCUAAUCGGGAGCUUCCCCAAAUCCUACACCGUCUGGACGCGCUCAUGAUGGUCCUGAAAUCCUGCGAGGGCGAUGCCUGCCGUUACCCGUGGCGUCAAUUACACCCUGCUGGAAAGGUGAAUAGUCUGGCUGAGGCUCUUGACUCUGGCUUUGACAAGUUUUAUGAGAAUCAGCCCAAAGUAUCCUUCCUCACAUGUGAACACGGGUAUAUUGUCUCUUCUGAAGGCCCACAGAAGUUUGACGUUUAUGGAGGCGGGACAAAGGAGAAGAGAUGGGACGAGACAGAAAAACGUUGGGAAGACUCUUAUCUGUGA